AUGGUACAAAAGGCUUUGAAAGUGAAUAGAAAGGUUAAGGAUCCUCGUCGUGUAACAAAGAAACAAAAAAAUUUAAAAGCUGCAGCUCCAAGAAUUAUUAAAUCGAAGAAGAAAUCUUUACAACAUAUGAAGAAAUUAAAUAAGACUGCAUCUUUAACUCAGGCAACUGAAAGACUCGUAGCUAGUAAAGUGGGUCAUUUGGAAUUAUUGAAAGGAACAAGAAGAGAACUUGAAAAAAAGGCUAAGAAGUAA
Maudiozyma saulgeensis is the source of this 252-nucleotide messenger RNA. The record is from the annotation of a GenBank genome assembly. Lineage: Eukaryota; Fungi; Ascomycota; Saccharomycetes; Saccharomycetales; Saccharomycetaceae.